Molecule: messenger RNA, 388 nt
Organism: Micropterus dolomieu (smallmouth bass)
Lineage: Eukaryota; Metazoa; Chordata; Actinopteri; Centrarchiformes; Centrarchidae
Product: meprin A subunit beta-like
Exons: 3
Cellular component (GO): membrane
Source: RefSeq, a predicted model, not a curated record
AGGAGUUUAGAAGAGAACCCCGCUACACCCACAUAACACUACACAGGAAAAGGCUUCUUCAUGCACUUCAGCACGGCCUCUGCUAAACCUGGAGCCCAGUGUCUGCAGUUCUUCCUCCAUAACACCGGGGCAGCAGAUGAUGUUCUCAACAUCUGGGUGCGAGAGGAUGACCGCAGCAGAAAACUGAAGAUCUUCAAGAGUAUUUCAGGAGGCGUCAGGGGCUCUUGGGAACUGCAUAACAUCAAUCUGAGUGUGACCAGGAAGGCCCGUGUGGUUUUUGAGGGCGUGAGGGGAAAGGAGCCAUCGAAGGGAGGUUUCUCUCUGGAUGACAUUAACCUGUCAUCCACAAAGUGCCCUCAGCACAUCUGGCACAUCCACAACAUCACCG